Messenger RNA from Pistacia vera, 519 nucleotides. RefSeq names its product peroxidase 65-like. The coding region runs from base 1 to 519 and encodes 172 amino acids. Lineage: Eukaryota; Viridiplantae; Streptophyta; Magnoliopsida; Sapindales; Anacardiaceae. The record is from RefSeq and is a predicted model, not a curated record. Gene Ontology annotation, molecular function: heme binding; peroxidase activity. Gene Ontology annotation, biological process: response to oxidative stress. The transcript is spliced from 3 exons.
AUGGUGGCCUUAUCAGGAGGUCACACUAUAGGCUUCUCACACUGCAAAGAGUUCAUGCCAAGAAUUUAUGACUACAACAAAACAUUUGACGUUGACCCAACUAUGGAUCAGCAUUUUGCACAGAGUCUUCGGGGUUCUUGCCCCAAGAAGAAAUUUGAUCCCAUUGUGGUUGCACUCAAUGAUGUUACUACACCAUUCAUUUUUGACAAUUCUUAUUACCAAAAUCUUCAAAAGGGGCUGGGGCUGUUGGCGACUGAUCAGAUGUUGAUUUUAGACUCAACGACUGGUGGUUAUGUUAAGAAAAUGGCUGAAAAUCAAAAUGGAGCAUUGGGGUUAAAACAGGAAAGGAUGGUGAUAUUAGACGAGAUUGUGGUUCCUUCAAUGACUGGUUCUUGUGGAGUAGAGAUGCUUGGACUUGGGAGGAACUUAACAGGUAUUGAAUCAGUUUUCUCUUGGCUCAUUGCAGAGGCUAGGCGGGCUAGAGCAUCGGCUACUGAAUUCUUCUCCCUUGGGAUCUGA